Carlito syrichta (Philippine tarsier) is the source of this 1454-nucleotide messenger RNA. It is a transcript of the gene KLF15, whose product is annotated as Kruppel like factor 15. The transcript is spliced from 5 exons. Gene Ontology annotation, molecular function: RNA polymerase II cis-regulatory region sequence-specific DNA binding; DNA-binding transcription factor activity, RNA polymerase II-specific. Gene Ontology annotation, biological process: regulation of transcription by RNA polymerase II. The coding region runs from base 1 to 1449 and encodes 482 amino acids. The record is from RefSeq and is a predicted model, not a curated record. NCBI's taxonomy places the organism in Eukaryota, Metazoa, Chordata, Mammalia, Primates, Tarsiidae.
AUGGUGGACCACUUGCUUCCAGUGGACGAGACCUUCUCGUCGCCAAAGUGCCCGGCAGGCUACCUGGGUGACAGGCUGGCCGGCCAGCGGGCGUACCACAUGCUGCCCUCGCCCCUCUCCGAAGAUGACAGCGAUGCCUCCAGUCCCUGCUCCUGCGCCAGCCCUGACUCCCAAGCUCUCUGCUCCUGCUACAGCGGAGGUCCGGGCGCCGAGGGCCAGGACAGCAUCUUGGACUUUCUGCUGUCCCAGGCCACGCUGGGCAGUGGUGGGGCCGGUGGUGGCAUCGGGGCCAGUGGCAGUCCUGUGGCCUGGGGGGCCUGGCGGAGGGCACCGGCCCCCGUGAAGGGGGAGCACUUCUGCUUCCCUGAGUUUCCUGUGGGUGACCACAAAGAUGUCCUGAGGCCCUUCCAGCCCACCCUGGAGGAGAUUGAAGAGUUUCUGGAGGAGAACAUGGAGCCGGGAGUCAAGGAGGCUUCUCCGAGCAACAAGAACUCGGAGGCCUGUGGCCAGCUCUCGGCCGGACCCCACAGGAGCCACCUCCACUCCGGGUCUGGCGGGAGAGAGCGCUGUACUCCUCUGCCGGGUGGCACCGGUGCGGGCAGCGCCCAGGGCCCAGGUGGGGGGCCUGCCCCCGACGGCCCCAUCCCAGUGCUGCUGCAGAUCCAGCCCGUGCCUGUGAAGCAGGAAUCAAGCGCAGGGCCCGCCUCCCCUGGGCAGGCCCCGGAGAAUGUCAAGGUCGCCCAGCUCCUCGUCAACAUCCAGGGGCAGACCUUCGCACUUGUGCCCCAGGUGGUGCCCUCCUCCAACCUGAACCUGCCCUCCAAGUUCGUGCGCAUUGCCCCUGUACCCAUCGCUGCCAAGCCUGUCGGAUCGGGAGCCCUGGGGUCCAGCCCUGCCGGCCUCCUCGUGGGCCAGAAGUUCCCCAAAAACCCAGCGGCAGAACUCAUCAAAAUGCACAAAUGUACUUUCCCUGGCUGCAGCAAGAUGUACACCAAGAGCAGCCACCUCAAGGCCCACCUGCGCCGGCACACGGGCGAGAAGCCCUUCGCCUGCACCUGGCCGGGCUGUGGCUGGAGGUCAGUAUGGUGGGAGCAGGCCUGGGCGCUGGAGGCCAACCACCUCCAGUUUCAUAAUGACCAGGCUGUGGGACUUGACGUCUUUGAGCCCUUGCUGGAAUCUUGCCAGUUCAACGGGACUGAUCCUGGCUUCCUGGCAGGAAGGUGCCAGGUUCCUGAGAAGGCUGCAGAACCAGGGCCUCCACUCACAGGGUCAGGGCAGAAGGGAGCGCGGGAGCUGCUGUGCUGGGCACUGCCUCUCUCUGUACGGUCCCACAGGGUCCGCGUGUUUGUGUAUGUGCAUGCGAAGUUCGCGCGGAGCGACCACCUCUCCAAGCACGUCAAGGUGCACCGCUUCCCGCGCAGCAGCCGCGCCGUGCGCGCCGUGAACUGAGCGCC